Plenodomus lingam JN3 is the source of this 1449-nucleotide messenger RNA. RefSeq lists its product as uncharacterized. Lineage: Eukaryota; Fungi; Ascomycota; Dothideomycetes; Pleosporales; Leptosphaeriaceae. The record is from RefSeq and is a predicted model, not a curated record. Gene Ontology annotation, molecular function: FAD binding; monooxygenase activity.
AUGGUGCCUCCUAAACCUCAUAUCAUGCAGAAGCAGCACCGAGCUGCGUCGUGUCAGCUUGAUGUUAUAAUAGUCGGCGCAGGUCUUGGUGGCCUAGCAGCAGCUAUAUCUAUCCUACUUGCUGGCCAUAAUGUCCAUAUCCUAGAAUCUACACCAGAGAUCGGCGAGAUUGGCGCUGGGAUUCAAUGUUUACCCAAUGCCUCACGCGUACUGAUAUCAUUGGGUCUAGAAGAACUUUUAUCACAGCAUGCUACGCAACCUCAACUGUGCAAUAUGUUGGGUUGGAAGGGUAACAAGAUCAGUGACAUGGAUUUCCACGCUUACGAAAAAGAGUGUGGGACACCAUUCUGGGACUUCCACAGGGCCAAUUUGCAUAUGGGGCUACUCGAACGGGCAGUCGAACUAGGAGCGAAGUUGACGACAAAGGCAAAGGUGGUAGACGUGGACUACGAGAAAAGCCUGCAAAUUGGCUCCACACUGGCCAUAGCAGUAUGCGCAGACGGAGCACGAUACAAAGCAGACCUUGUUGUUGGUGCAGACGGCAUCAAUUCUAAAUGUCGAGAGAUUUUGCUGGGUCGCGACGACCCACCACUCCUCACAGGAGACCUAGCAUACCGCCUAUUACUCAACACCUCAGACAUGCUUAAAGACCCCGACCUUCGUGGUUUCAUCGAAGACCCUCAAGUCAACUAUUGGAUUGGUCCCGACGCACACGCCGUAAACUACGUUCUCCGCGGCGGCAAGCUCUUUAACAUGGUCCUCCUAGUGCCCGACGACAUGCCCGCCGGGGCCAACACUCUUGCGGGUAAUGUAGAAGAAAUGCGCGCCCUUUACAAAAACUGGGACCCCAGAAUCUCCAAGCUCCUCGCACUCUGCCAAUCUGUAGCAAAGUGGCGCCUCAUGAUUCGUCCAGGCCUGGAUCCGACGUGGUCUCAUGAAAGCGCAGCCUUCACCAUCCUCGGGGACGCUGCACAUGCUACACUACCGUACCUUGCAUCAGGUGCUGGCAUGAGUCUUGAAGAUGGCCAUAUUCUGGGUCUUUGCCUCGCUCGCAUCACGUCCAAAUCCACGGCUGAGAAACGCCGCGCACUUACCGUAUACGAGCGCUGUCGGCGCGAACGCACUGAGCGCGUUGUUAGUCGGGGAAAUCGGCAACAGUACUUGUAUCACCUUCAUGACGGAUCUGAGCAGCGGGAGCGCGACCGCAUGCUACGUGCGUUUGGGGAAUUCAAUGGAAAGGGCAGGGUAAGUCCGGAGCAAUAUGAAGAAAAGGGGUUGAGGGUUGAAGAGGAUCCGCUCGCAUGGCGGUGGGGCGGGGUGGCAAAUUGGCUUUUGACGUAUGUUUGUGAAGAGGAUGUUGAAAUGAGGUGGAUGGAAGUGGAUGCAGAGGCACGAGCGCAGGAGCGCAAGGAAAUGGCGAAGAAACCAGAGAUUAGAGCUCUACUCUGA